CUGCAGUGAAACGGAGAAUGAUAACGACGAACUUCUUCGCAAAAUCGCACACAACUUGCUUCACAUUCAAGCGCUCCCAGCUUACUUGCGCAAGCAGUCGCCGUUUCCUUGGCGUAGGUACAAAUCGCUCGCCUACGAUCAAAUGCGGCGUUCUCGCAUCUCACAACUCCGCGCCGGCGAAUGACAUCAUGAUCCGCGCGGCCAAGGGCCAAAAAGUUGAGCGCACACCUGUAUGGCUUUUUCGACAGGCCGGGCGGCACUUACCAGAAUACAUGGAAUACAAGAAUGCGCGAGGGAAAAACUUCCUGGAACUUCUGAAGGAUCCGAAAGAUGUCGCCGAAGUGACCCUUCAACCCAUCCGGCGAUACAACAUCGAUGCUGGAAUACUUUUUUCGGAUAUCUUAGUCGUCGCAGAAGCUAUGAACAUCAACGUUGAGAUGCCAGGAGGUCUUGGAAUCCUAGUGCCAAACCCUUUGAGAAACCCCGAAGACCUCUCCCGACUACCUAGAUCAGUUAAUGUCGAGGAACGUCUGGGUCAUGUGAUUGAAGCCAUUAAAGAGAUCAAUCGACAAAUUGAGGCGGAAGCACUCAACGUGCCUCUAAUUGGUUUUUCUGCCGCUCCAUGGACACUCAUGUAUUACAUGGUCGGUGGAAGCUCAAAGAAAAACACAGACGUCGGAAUGCAGUGGUUGAGAGAACAUCCGAAUGAAUCCCAGCAACUUCUCGAGCGACUCACGACUGUGGUGAUUGACUAUCUUGACGCCCAAAUCAAAGCUGGUGUCCACAUGGUACAAGUGUUUGAAGCCAUGUGCGAGCACAUCGACAAGGAUUGCUUUUUGAGUUUUGCCAUGCCCAGCUUGACGAAAAUCGCAAAAGAAUUGAAGGCGAGACAUCCAGAAAUUCCUCUGCUGGUGUUUGCUCGGGAUGCUCCCUAUGCACUUCCUUUGCUCCAGGCUGCCGGUUACGACGUCAUGACAGUCGAUACUGUGAAGCCGGGAGAUGUUGCCCGUCGUGAGCUUGCUAUAGGUGCAGUGGGCGCUGAUCCCAAACAACUCCAAGGAAAUUUCGACCCAGCUUUGCUACACGCAAAGACCGGAUCUGACGAGGCAGCUAUCGAAAAGGCUGUAAGAAAUAUGCUUAUUUCGUUCGGACCUCAGAAGUACAUUGCUAAUCUUGGCUCGGGGCUCACAGGUUUAGAAGACCCGUCUAAGGUAGCUUUCUUUGUAGAUUGCGUCCACAAAGUCAGCGAAGAACUCAUGGCGGAAGAAGCCGUUUAUACCGAGCCGGCUGACCCACUUCGAAGGUAGUGAACUCCAAUGGCGCGGUUGGUAGACUGUGAAGUUAACCGAAUUAGGUCGGCGUCAUACGGCAAACAUUUAAACAAUAGUGCUCAUCAACACAUGUGAGUUUUACCCAACGUUCUUACGUUUGGCAUUCAUCACGAAGAGAUCUGGCCACAGUACUAGUGAACGAAUCUACGUCUGAUUCAUCAGGAAGCAACCUCAGCAAAAGCUCGAUUACUCCGACAAAAUAUCACAGAAGGCAAAUCGUUCCUAGUUUAUCUCAGAUCCAAUGUGCCCAAAACGAAACCGGACGCCCAUGACGAUGGUACCGACGGUGAUGAGCAGUGGCACACCACGAUAUUUGCGAAUCUCAUGCUUUCGCCCAAUCGUGCUUCCAGUAAAGCGCGCGAGAAGUGACCUAGGGCAGCAUGCUCCGCAAAGUUGACGAAGAAUUUCAACACUCUAUGAGUCUCGCAAGGGAAGGUUUUCACCGAAAGCUUUCAAGAAAGGCAACGGUGGUAUUGCACUUUGAAAUGCCGUGCAACAGGGUACUGACAACCGCAUCCUGCAUUGUUCAGGCAAUCGAAUGUGAAUAAACCUUGCUGAAACUCGCAAACACUCGCUUACCUCAGCAGCAAUAUCGAGAUUUGGAGAGCUCAUCGCUAGACCUUGUUUGUUUAUUUCGUCGUCACAAAUCCGGUCCCUUC
Messenger RNA from Micromonas commoda, 1990 nucleotides. RefSeq names its product uroporphyrinogen decarboxylase chloroplast precursor (gene HEME4). Gene Ontology annotation, molecular function: uroporphyrinogen decarboxylase activity. Gene Ontology annotation, biological process: heme biosynthetic process. The record is from RefSeq and is a predicted model, not a curated record. The transcript is spliced from 2 exons. NCBI's taxonomy places the organism in Eukaryota, Viridiplantae, Chlorophyta, Mamiellophyceae, Mamiellales, Mamiellaceae. Bases 18 to 1307 code for a protein of 429 amino acids. Gene Ontology annotation, cellular component: cytosol.